AUGGCGCCAAUGCGCGGCGAGCGGGGCGGGUCCCCGGCGCGAGGCGCGCGCGCUUCUCUGCCGCUGCCGCGCCGCCUCAUCCGGCAGAUCGCGCGCCACGUCGCCUCCAGCGGCCGCUCGCUCCGCCGCCUCGAAGUCUCCGGGAAGGUCAUCGACAACUUCGACGACAUCGGGGACGCCUCCGAUGAGUCGGAUUUGGAGACGCCACAGCCUGCAGUGGCGUGCGGUGGCAACGCUGGUAAUCUACCACCCGCUGAUCACGACGACGACCUGACCAGCCUCAGUUGGCUACAGGACCGAAAUUUACUCAGAGGAAUUAACCUCACAAAAAAUGACAUGGAAGAUACGAAGACAAUCACAAGUCAAGUUGUGAUGAAGGUAGCAUCGAAAACACCCCCGCCGGUGGCCCGGGUGCCGUCUCCCCCACGUACUCCUUGUAAAGCUCCCCCCUCCCCUCCAGCUUCUACUACUCUCACAAAACCCCCAUAUUCGUUUUCUUGCCUUAUCUUUAUGGCAAUAGAAGCUGCCCCCACUCGUGCUCUGCCCGUCAAGGAAAUAUACGCGUGGAUCAUCCGCCAUUUCCCCUACUUCAAGCACGCACCACAGGGUUGGAAGAACAGCGUUAGGCAUAAUCUUUCACUCAACAAAUGUUUCCAUAAGGUAGCUGCAGCACCUGGCCUAGGCAAAGGGUCUCUCUGGACGGUUGACCCACAGCAUCGUUCGACAUUACUACAAGCGUUCGGGCGGCAGCCAGUGCCGCCGGCGGAGAGCGAGCCCGAGGCGGCGGCGCUGGACGGCGGCAAGAACGCGCCCGACCCGCAGCUGUUCCCGUACCUGGCGCGCCGCCUGGCCGCCGACGCGCGCCCGCAGCCCGGCGCCGACGAGUACCUCGCCGCCGCCACCGUGCUCGCCAUGAAGUACGGGCCCGCCGUGCUCGACCAGCUGCCGCCUGCGGCGCACCUGGUGAUCUCGCGGUGCGCGCGCGACGAGCACUCGUACAGCGGCGGCGGCGAGGGCGAGGGCGGGGGUGAGGGUGAGGGCGAGGGCGGGUGCGAGGAGCGGCGCACGGCCGAGGCGCUGCUGAACCUGGCCGGCGUGCGCUGCGAGCCGCCGCCCGCGCCCAGCUAG
Messenger RNA from Parnassius mnemosyne (clouded apollo), 1128 nucleotides. Lineage: Eukaryota; Metazoa; Arthropoda; Insecta; Lepidoptera; Papilionidae. The record is from the annotation of a GenBank genome assembly.